AUGUCAUCCUGUUGCGGUUCUCGAAAAUCAAAGCGCGGCAGAGGAGACGAUACCGAACCUCUGCUGCCUCGCUAUGAAGAGGACACUUCCCGCCAACGCCAACUGCGCCAAAAACUUCAUUCCUAUCAAAUGUUCAAGGCCCUUUCCGAGGGUUACAUGCCGUCAAAUGAGCAAGUCAUCACCAACCUGCGUACUCUCUUGGCAUCGGAUGUUCUCAACCCCCGCAGUGAUGACCUGAGUGAGCCAGGCCGUCAACUUGCACGCGACGUAAAGACUUUGAUGAAGACGUUGAUUGAGCUACUCAAGGAGAAGAAUAAUGAAGAUCAAAUCCAGGAAUUCUUCUGGCAUCUUUCCAAGUCUAGAGUCUCAAUCAACGCAUCAGCUCUGUCCAGUCAAGCUACACAUGCCACAUCGCAAGCAAAUACUCGAGCUGCCUACGACAGCCUGCGUACGGUCGGUGGCCUACUCCUCACAAACUCAGACUUCCGCCUGUUUCUCGAUGACGUCGCAACUAUUGGUCGCCAAGUAUUUGCCGACACUACAUACACCAUAUCUGAAGCUGCCCACGAAGUCGCCGAGGCUGCCGAGCCCUCACGGGACGAGUUGAAAAAGGUUGACGGUGCCGGUGCCGACGAUGGGAAACAACCCAGCAAGGACGAUCUCAAGAAAGAUGUCAAUGAAAUAGCAACUACCGCAGAGCAAGGACUUGUUCACGCCGGUCAAGCCGCAAAAGAAAGUGCAGAGCAGAACUUGGCAGGUCCUCAGAGGGAUGCUUUGCUCAAUCGACUCAAACAAGCUGUCCUCAAGCUUCGGAAGCGUAAUGACUACUCCGACUCGGUAUCGACCUUGUCUAAACUUGUGCAACGAUACGGGAUGAUAUAUGCCAAUGCCGCGGAGGAAACAGCAAAUGCCGUCAAUGAAGACGUGGAAGUUAACAAGGAUCUCAAGAAAGCAGUCGACAGCUUCUGGACUCUGGUGCGCGCAUUUGGGAAUGGCCAAGAGUGGGAGAAAUUGGAAGAGUGUUUCUACGAUGUAAUGAGGCAUGCCAACAAGGACCCAGAAUUUGAGACUCUGUUAGGCAAUAUCGGAAAAUCUCUGCAAGAUAUGCUAACAGACCCUGCAUUUUUUGACUCGGCUCCCGAACGACUUGAUAAGCUCAAGGAGCAAUCCAAAAAUGUGGAUAAUGAAUCCACUCUUCGACAUGAUAUCGAGACAUUUUUACACCAAGUUAGACGAACACUAAAGUCAAUACCUGAUGAUCCGAGUAUUGCCAAGAUGAACGCAGCUGCAAAGAAGAUUAUACGAGACGUAUCGAAUGUCUAUGCCAACGAAACAAGUACAAUUGUCGCUGAUGCCGUACAUACAUUCCUUCCGUUGCUCAUUCGCAGCAUACAGUAUAUUCCUAUCCCAAGACUCGAAAUCUCGGUUCCGGAAAUGGACUUGCUGGUUGAAAAUCUGGUACUGGAACCAGGAAGGACAGUUAACCACUCCUCAUUCUUCCCAUACAAGGUUCUUGUCACUUCCAAGACCAACAUGGAAUUGGCAAAGGUGCACUCGAAAAAGGCAAAGACGGACAUCAAAACUAUACUCACAGUGAAUCUACAAGGAUUAAACAUUAGCGCGUCAGAGUUUGGCUACUGGAUUCGGGCCCAUAGUGGAUUGCUUUUCCGAUUUAGUGACGAAGGUAUUGGCAGUUUCUUCCUUGACGAGCGCGGUAUAGACGUUGCUGUGGAUCUGGAGAUCGGCCGAGACCGGCUCGCUCAUCUAGUCACAUUAAGGGGCGUCCGCGUGCAUAUACAUAAACUCGACUAUAAGAUUCAGCGCAGCCGAUGGAGGUUUUUGCUGUGGCUCGUCAAGCCGUUUUUGAAACAAUUGAUUCGCCGAACAUUAGAACGGAAGAUCGCCGAGUACGUUGUGUCUUUGGUGGUGACAAUCAACAGGGAGCUGGUAUUUGCGCGAGAGCGCUUGCGUGCGGUUAAUAUCGCUAAUCCUCAAGAUUUCGCGACGUUUAUUCGAGCCUUGCUUGCGCGGCCGAAGGCGUACGCCAACCCUGAUGUAUAUUCGAGGGUAGGCGCGUACCCGCCGAGAAGCGGGGUGUUCAAGGAUGUAUAUACACCGGGCAGCAUAGUCAAGGUCUGGAGGGACGAAGCAGAGAGAGCUCAUGAUGUGAUUGAUGAGAAUGAAGAGGGUGAGAAUAAUGAUGGGCUUCAUUUGACGUGGCGGAACAAUAUUUUUGACGUCAGUGUGGGUUCUGCGAAUUAG
Molecule: messenger RNA, 2262 nt
Organism: Talaromyces stipitatus ATCC 10500
Lineage: Eukaryota; Fungi; Ascomycota; Eurotiomycetes; Eurotiales; Trichocomaceae
Exons: 2
Coding region: 1-2262 (753 amino acids)
Molecular function (GO): lipid binding
Source: RefSeq, a predicted model, not a curated record